GGUGGGGCGUAAGGCGCUAGCGGAGAUGGCGGCGGCUGCAGCUAGUCGCGGGGUUGGGGCCAAAUUGGCCCUGCGUGAGAUUCGCAUCCAUUUAUGUCAGCGCUCGCCUAGCAGCCAGGGCGUCAGGGACUUCAUCGAGAAACGCUAUGUGGAAUUGAAGAAGGGCAACUCCGACCUCCCCAUUCUAAUCCGGGAAUGCUCCGAUGUACAGCCCAAACUGUGGGCACGCUACGCCUUUGGCCAAGAAAAGCAAGUCUCUCUGAACAACUUCAGUGCUGAUCAGGUAAACAAAGCCCUGCAGGAUGUGCUAAGUGGCAAAGCCUGAAGCCUCCAGGAGGAUUAAGAGCACCAGCCCCACAGGCUCUCUGCUGGACUGAGUACGAUGUGGAAAAAUGUAUUUAUUUUCCUGUUCUUUAUAAAGCUUAUGCUCUAAGAGGA
Messenger RNA from Sorex fumeus (smoky shrew), 438 nucleotides. It is a transcript of the gene NDUFA2, whose product is annotated as NADH:ubiquinone oxidoreductase subunit A2. The record is from RefSeq and is a predicted model, not a curated record. Bases 26 to 325 code for a protein of 99 amino acids. NCBI's taxonomy places the organism in Eukaryota, Metazoa, Chordata, Mammalia, Eulipotyphla, Soricidae. The transcript is spliced from 3 exons.